GGAAAUCGUGUUGGGAUCGCUGGAUCGCGGGGCUGCUGCCAGCGCUGGCGAGGAAUCGUUCCUGCUCCUGCCGCUGUGGAAUGUGAGCCAUGGUGGGGCCGAAUCGCAGGAGAUCGGAGAUGUGUCGUUGCGCAAGAUCACGGUGCUGUCCGGCGCUUUGGCUUCCAAGUAGCAGUAGCAGCAGUGACGGCGGUCUUCUAUUCUCCGGCCUAGUGAACGACCGGGUAGUCCAGGAUCAGGAGCUCAGGAAUUUGCUCAAGCAAAAGUCCAGGGGAAUCAGUCGAAGACUUGUGAGCACUGUUCUACGAUGGUCUGUCAGUGUCGGGUUUUGGGAUCCAGUUGCGACGCUUUUGGAGUGUGGAUUGGUUUCUUCCAACGAGAAUCCAGAGAUCAUCGACAGGAUUGUGGAAGAUGGCAACGUACCGCUGGUUCUUCUCUGCGUUCUUUCCGUCCGUGACAUUCGUCCUUCCCAGUGGUUGGAGAUACUGAAACUCUUUCUCGCCAACAGCAAGAAGUUUGCCAAGUUCUUCCAGCUCCAGCGGCAAGUUUGGCAUGAACUCGUCUCCAACCACAUCCAGGACGCUGUGAGGCUUCGAGGGGAGAUCUCCGCGGAUGGAAACCAAACCGAGGAGUUCCUAGCUCGUAAAAGGGAAGAACUGGCGCUCAAUGUGGCAGCUUGCGUCAACCUGGCUGUUGCUUUCGACAGAUUCACAGCGUCCGAGCUGUGCCUCCACAUCUUUCUCAGCGCCGACCACGAUGAAGCUGUUCUAACCGCCAUAGUCUCGGAAGAGCUGGACACCUCUCAAGUUUCGAUACUUCUUCGUUACCUCAACAAGUGGCUGGAAGUUUUCUCCUCGAAGAUGAUCCACGCUCGGGAGAUGGAUCAAAGCUUGGUACCGUCGCUGCAAACAAUCAUCCGCUGGAUCUCGACGAUUCUAGAGAUCCGAUACGCGAGUCUGGUGAUAGCACGCGACUUGAGCAAAGAUCUGGGAGAGACGGCGGGUCUGGUGAGCUCACUACUGGCCGUGGGUGGAAAAAUGCGAAGCAUGGAGGGUGUGCUCCAGCAUUUGAUCUCGCGAACAGCGCUUCCCGGCGAGAAGCUGGGAGUUCAAAGCUCGGAGCACAUAAUCGAGUACCUGGAGAUCAGCUAGACAAGUUCUUGCGAGUGAGUUUUCUUUUCUUUCUUUCUUCUUUUCAUCAAAUUUUGUCUACGAGGAUUUCUCGAGUUCUUCCUAUAGCUGCGAGGAUUUUACCCAGUUCUCUCGAGCUCUCUUCACGGCUGCCCGGGCUUUGAUCACUUCGGCCUCGGAAAAUUGGAGUUCUUUGAUUCCCAGAGGCCCGGGCUUGAGCACAUCCAUCACUCCUUGGAGCUCGCCUUCGCGUUGUCUGGAAAAAUAAAAGAUCUUUCAUCAAUCCAUGGAAGAACAUCAUCGCUACCCAAAA
Selaginella moellendorffii is the source of this 1443-nucleotide messenger RNA. RefSeq lists its product as uncharacterized. The transcript has 2 exons. NCBI's taxonomy places the organism in Eukaryota, Viridiplantae, Streptophyta, Lycopodiopsida, Selaginellales, Selaginellaceae. The coding region runs from base 90 to 1151 and encodes 353 amino acids. The record is from RefSeq and is a predicted model, not a curated record.